Molecule: messenger RNA, 486 nt
Organism: Populus euphratica (Euphrates poplar)
Lineage: Eukaryota; Viridiplantae; Streptophyta; Magnoliopsida; Malpighiales; Salicaceae
Exons: 1
Coding region: 1-486 (161 amino acids)
Source: RefSeq, a predicted model, not a curated record
AUGAACAUUCUUUUAAUCAAGGCAAGACGUGGUCUUGAUGAACAUUCUUUUAAUCAAGGCAAGAAUGGACCUGAUCCUAGUGAUUUUCAAGUCAAUCACCGUGAGAUGAUGGGCAACCUGAAUGGUGAGGUUCACUCGGGAGAAACCAUUGAUGAACCUGAUCCUGAUGAUUCUCUAGCAACUGAAACCAUUAAAGACCAACCCCGACCAAAUAAAGCUUAUAAAGAACCCGACCCUGAUAAAUCUGAAACAAAUCAAGUUGUUCAGGCUGAGCCUGAUCUAGAUGAUGAUUUAGCAGCGUCACAUGAAGUCUCUAGGAUGCAAAUUGAUGAACCAGAUCCAGAUGAUCAAGAAUUACAGAGAAUCCAAGAUCCUUUUACUGCUGUUUGCAGCCACCUGCAGAAGGCUAUUGCGACACUGAGAGCUGAAUUGAAGGCAACAGAAGCAACCACUUGUUUGCAAGCUCUUUUUAAGAUACUCGGGUAA